GCUGUGCGCGUCUAGGAAUCGCCGCCGCUCUGUUUCCCUGGACGGCUGCCCAAACUAAGCCUCAGUGGGUGAUACGAGAGCGCUUAGGGGACAAAAAUCUUCCCUCUUCCUUACUCUGUGCUCUGCACUCCUAUGCCCCGUGGCCAAACCUGGGGCGGCAAGUACAAGCGUCGCCAUCGCGGUAUUGCCCAGGCGGCAGGAGGAGGCCGAGCCCGAGCGCAGCUCAGCCUGACUGGGGCCUGGACCCGCCCAGACUCCGCCGCUGCCCGGAUGUUGCGAUGGCUGAUCGGCGGAGGCCGAGAACCUCCGGGACUGGCCGAGAAAUCUCCCUUACAGACAGUAGGAGAAGAGCAAACCCAGAACCCCUACACUGAACUGCUUGUACUCAAAGCUCAUCAUGACAUUGUACGAUUUCUGGUACAGUUAGAUAACUACAGAUUUGCAUCUGCUGGUGAUGAUGGACUUGUAGUUGUGUGGAAUGCUCAGACAGGAGAAAAACUUUUGGAACUCAGUGGACACACUCAAAAGAUAACAGCUAUUAUUACAUUUCCUUCCUUGGAAUCUUGUGAAGAGAAAAAUCAACUCAUCUUGACAGCUUCUGCUGAUAGAACAGUUAUUGUAUGGGAUAGUGAUACUGGCAGACAAGUUCGGAGAGUAUCAUGCUUCCAGUCUACUGUAAAGUGUCUAAUUGUUCUUCAGAGACUAGAUGUUUGGCUUUCUGGUGGGAAUGACCUUUGUGUGUGGAACCGAAAAUUAGAUCUCCUGUGUAAGACUAGUCACCUUUCUGAUACAGGGAUCAGCACUUUGGUUGAAAUACCUAAGAACUGUGUUGUAGCAGCAGUUGGCAAAGAACUUAUAAUUUUCAAAUUGGUAGCACCCACAGAUGGAUCACCAAAAUGGGAUAUUCUUGAAGUUAAGCGCCUCCUUGAUCACAAGGAUAAUAUUCUCUCGUUGGUUAAUGUCAGUGAUUUGAGUUUUGUCACUGGCUCUCAUGUUGGAGAGCUGAUCAUCUGGGAUGUCCUGGACUGGACCGUGCAGGCCUAUGAACGCAACUUCUGGGACCCAUCUCCACAACUGGACACCCAGCAAGAAAUAAAACUCUGUCAAAAACAAAAUGACAUUUCUAUCCAUCAUUUCACAUGUGAUGAAGAGAAUGUAUUUGCUGCAGUUGGAAGGGGUUUAUAUGUAUAUAACCUUCAAAUGAAGUGUGUGAUUGCCUGCCAGAAAACUGCACAUGACUCCAAUGUUCUGCACAUUGCCAAACUUCCAAACAGGCAAUUAAUCUCAUGCUCAGAAGAUGGCAGUGUACGCAUUUGGGAGUUACGAGAAAAACAGCAGCUUGCAGCUGAACCUGUACCAACAGGUUUUUUUAACAUGUGGGGAUUUGGAAGAGUGAACAAACAAGCCAGCCAGCCUGUUAAAAAGCAACAAGAAAAUGCCACGUCAUGUUCACUGGAGCUUAUUGGCGAUUUGAUUGGACACUCAUCAUCUGUGGAGAUGUUUUUAUACUUUGAAGAUCAUGGACUAGUGACAUGCUCUGCUGAUCAUCUCAUUAUUUUGUGGAAAAAUGGAGAGCGAGAAUCUGGAUUGCGCAGUUUAAAAUUAUUUCAAAAAUUAGAGGAAAAUGGUGACUUAUACCUUGCUGUCUAAUUUAAGGAAUUAGAAGUACCUUGAACAUCAAAUAUAGAGUAAUACUCUGAAAACCAUUAAUAUAUUGAACACUUAAAUAUGUAGUGUGUUUUUUUUUCUUGCCCAUAAAAUUCUACAUGUUUGAAUUCUUUUUUGUGGGCGUACAAACCAGCAACAGUUGCUUCUCAGGUAUUAGUACAUCCACAAAGAACAUACCACAAGUUUUACAUUUGACUUUGUGCUGCUGUUGAAAUGGUGAGUGCUUUAUUUUGAGCUUCUUAAUUUGAAACCUAGACCUCGUAAGAGGUGGAAAUAGAUGUAAAACUAAAGCUAUGGCCUUCAUUAGAAGUUUUUUUAUUCUUUUGAUAAACUGAAGUAUAUCCUUUCUCCUCCAAAUUUCCCUGGUCUUUAGUAAAUGUCAGUGUUCUAUAGCGCAAACUUGAAUCAGCCCCCAAAUGAACUACAUAUAUUGUUUAAGUACAAUGAUUUUUUUUGGUACUAACUGUUUAAAUCAUUAAACAAUUUCUUUUUUUAGUUCUAGCUACUAAAAUUCCUAUGAACUCAAAUUGAUAGGAAUCUUAUGAAGGUGCAAUUUUUUUCUUGGUGCAGAUUGGCCUGAACAGCUGUUGGCUAGAUUGGAACUAGAACUGCAGCUGCCCCUCCUGUGUGCCAGGGAUGAACGCUAGAUCAGCAAGGAGGCACAGUGCUUUCCAAAGUCAGGGACUGCCGGUGAUAGUGCCCAGUCCAUUUGACCAUUGACUCAAAUAUGGAAUGCUUGAGAAAGGUUUCGCUCAUGUAGUUCCUUUGAGAUUUGAUCAUCCUCAUUACUCCACCAGCCUUACAGCACCCUUUCUCCUGUUUGGUACUAAAAAUGAAAAAGUAUUCUACACAUUAAAUAUUGGGUGGGUUUAGUUACAGAAUUAUUUAUUAAAUUUAAACUUCUGACUAAAGAAUCUUACAAUAGAACAGACAAGAUGACUGAUGUGUUAGAGGAUUGACCCUUCUCAAAGAACGCUUUCUGUAGAUUUGUUCAUUAUGCACAUACCCGCACAUCCUAAAUGGAAUUUUCAUAAAUUCUUGGUUUUACUAGUUUAUUCAUUUACAGUUGCUUCCACAACUACCUACACUCAAAGACUGGAAAAGUUAUGGUCAGUAGGUAGGCCAGUGGCAUAAUGUUGUAAAUGAGGAAACUGAGGCCCAGUGAGGCAAUAAGGCCUUGCAAUUAGAUAGCUCCAUAGUGCCCAUUAUCAUCAUUGAGCAGCUUUAAAACAGGAAUUGAAGAGGACUGGAACGAGAGAUAAAGGCUUAUGUGACUAUAUGACUCCCACUUGAGGAAAACAAAAUAAUAUUCACAGUCAUUACUGCUGUUUUAAUUCACAAUGAAAAUAGCUUUAUGGAGAAAUAUAUUAAAACUUAAGCUGCCUCUAUUACAGAAUAGAAGAAUAUGAAUGGGAAAAUUAGCACUACCGUUUAGCCACCAAAUCAUUAUCACUGUGGCGUAUUUGAAGAGUCACACAGAGGCAGCCUUCUAAUCUUUCAUCCUGAAAUUGGAGCAAGGGCAGUAUCCCUAAACCAGGCAGACAUGUGGUCGGGUCUGGGUGUGUCAGAUUGUUGAUCACUGUGGCUAAGUUAUCUCAAAGUCAUUUUCAAGCUUUUAAUUUUCCCUAUAGAUGGACUUUCCUCCAGUACUAGCUAGCUUUUUCUUUGGAAAUUCUAUAUUAGGUUAUGAGUUUGUAAAGCUGUUUUCUUGAAUUGUAUAAGAUAUAAGUAAUGCAUAGAGUUUAAAGUGUUUUAUUUCCUAACCUGUAGUGUUUUGUGAUGAUAAUCUAUUCAAGUGGAAUAGAUUGUGAAAUGAUAGGGCCAUUCUGGUCCAAGUAAUAAUAUUUUAUAACCACCUGCUUUCUCCUGGUUAGUAGUAAUGGUAAUAAUGUGACUUCUCUUCGGAUUAGAUAGUGUUGCAUUUUCCUAAAUUAAUAUGGCUCCUUCAAUACAUGGUGUUUUAGUAAAUAUCUCAGUUAAGAGGCAAUUAUAAUAGUUUAUACCUAUAUGAUACACAUACCAUCUGAAAGACAUUAUUUCUAAUAAAUUGACUGUGUGGUUACACUA
Messenger RNA from Galeopterus variegatus (Sunda flying lemur), 3735 nucleotides. RefSeq names its product WD repeat domain 41 (gene WDR41). Gene Ontology annotation, molecular function: protein binding. Lineage: Eukaryota; Metazoa; Chordata; Mammalia; Dermoptera; Cynocephalidae. Bases 133 to 1650 code for a protein of 505 amino acids. Gene Ontology annotation, cellular component: lysosomal membrane. The transcript is spliced from 13 exons. Gene Ontology annotation, biological process: regulation of autophagy. The record is from RefSeq and is a predicted model, not a curated record.